AUCGUUUAAAAGUCAGUCAAAUGUGUGUACAAAAUGAUAUUUAAAGAUUUCAUCAUCGUUGAUCUUGUUCGAUGCUGGACGUGAUGGAGAUACAGAUUCAAGUUAUACUUCGUCCAAAUGGAGAUGGAGGAACUUCCGGCGCUUUCAGAAUUAAACAAUAUAACUACAUACGCCAAUCAAACUUACUUCAACAUUAGUAACACGACAGGUACAAAUGACACAUUUAAUACUGGUGUUGAAAGAAGUUGGAUAUACUGGCUUCCCGGGCCUUUCAUAUGCGGGUUUGGAAUCGUCUGCAAUUUAUUAAAUUUGGCUGUUCUCUCCCAGAAGAGGCUGAGUGACUCGCCAUAUACAUAUCUAACAGCUCUUGCUACAUCCGAUCUUACUCUCCUUACAACAUCAUUUAUUCACCUCGUAUCGUCAGAAGCAGCCAAAACGUAUCUGAAAGCGUUUUAUGACGUGUAUAUUUUCUAUUCGUUUGGAAAUGUUUUCUUCAAUGCAAGCGUGUGGUUAGUUGUGGCACUGACAAUAGAACGAGUGUUAUUUGUUACGCAUCCGAUGACUUUUCGUCCUUCUAAAAAAGUUGCAAGAUUAAGCUGUUUUUUGAUAUUUCUACUUUGUUCAUUCAUAAACAUUCCACGAUUUUUUUGCUACAAAGUAAUAAAGUAUAAAGGACUGUACUAUCCGCACGGAACGGCAUUUAGAGAAUCCAUCCAAUUUUACCGAAUCAGUUGGGCCCAUGCCUUGAUUAUAACAUUCAUUCCUAUUUCAAUAUUGUUAAUUACUAACUUCAUCCUUAUCCAUGCAUUACGGAAAGCGGGAAAAGAACGCAUAGGGUUGCAUAGCAACAGAGACGAAGAGAUCCGGAAGGACCAAACAAGACUAACACGAACGCUUGUUGCUAUUGUUAUCGUCUUCAUUGUUUGUACAUUUCCAUCAGCGUUUGUUGAAGAUCCGAUUGCAUAUUCAUUAUUCGGCGGAGAUAGGACUUGGAUCGAUUACCUCAAGUCUCCAGCGAACCAGAUGUUUAUUUACAUUUCUAAUUUACUUGUCUUCCUCAACUCGUCUCUUAAUUUUGUGUUAUAUUGUUCACUCAACCGGAAGUUCAGACAAGCGACAAAAUCUUUAAUUAGUAAGCUGCAUCCAUACUGUCGUCAGUUAGGAAAUGAGAUUGUAAGCCAGUUCCCAAGUCACAGAACUCACUCGUCUACGAUGUACUCAUUACAACAUACGCACACAUCGCAAACAAAUUUAUAAAAUGGAGCAGCGGCUAGCGGUUGAGGUGUCUGUUACUCAGCACAGAGGUUUUGGAUUCGAGCAUAGUAUCUCCUCGCAUGCCAUUUCUACUGUCUCCUACUGAAAUAGACUCCUGAAAGAUUCAUAUAAGCAUUACAGCAAAGCAUUUAAAGAAACGGAUAAACAUCUGGCAGGAUUUUCGACAUUUUCUGAAUAUUGAAUUGCACUUCAUCAAGCCAGACAUUCGACUUCUAAUACUGUAUGCCACUCUCGAACUUUUUCAACAAUGUUGGUGACAGGGAAGAAAAAAACAUUAUAAUUUUAAUUUUCGAAUAAAUUGACAGUUUUUGAACAUAAUUCAUACAUGGCAUGUUCGAAUGUUACUUCCAUUCCAUAUUAGUUUUGUCUAGUAUAUGCUUAAGAGUAUAGUAUAAUUAAAGUAUUUUCUUUUCUUUGUUUGAAAAAGUAUAUGUAUGUAAAAAUUCUAAAUAAGGUUUCAGUGUAGAUCAUUGCCUACACAACACACUUUACAUACUGUGAUGAUUAUCAAGUAAAUAAUAAUGAUAAAAUGACUAUAAUUUAGA
This is a messenger RNA of Mercenaria mercenaria, 1820 nucleotides long. RefSeq names its product probable G-protein coupled receptor B0563.6. NCBI's taxonomy places the organism in Eukaryota, Metazoa, Mollusca, Bivalvia, Venerida, Veneridae. Gene Ontology annotation, cellular component: membrane. The transcript has 2 exons. The record is from RefSeq and is a predicted model, not a curated record. Bases 118 to 1257 code for a protein of 379 amino acids. Gene Ontology annotation, molecular function: G protein-coupled receptor activity. Gene Ontology annotation, biological process: G protein-coupled receptor signaling pathway.